This is a messenger RNA of Clonostachys byssicola, 1875 nucleotides long. Lineage: Eukaryota; Fungi; Ascomycota; Sordariomycetes; Hypocreales; Bionectriaceae. The record is from the annotation of a GenBank genome assembly.
AUGGAAGCAUCACCCCUCACCCGCCAACCUCAACCAGAGGUCUUCACUCCCAAAAUUAUCAGUCUCUAUGAAACUCUAUUCAAGGAAGAUGAUAUUAGCGAAAAGUCCGAGGGCUUCUGGAGGGAGUUUUUCCUCCACCGACAAGAUCGCGCCGCUUUGAGAUCGAUCCUCAACGAAAUCCCACCAGACGAGAUACUCCUGCUCGAAUCCCGGACAAGAGAGCUCUUCGCUCGUGCGGUCGAGACUCUGAAGCAUGGACGAGGCACCACCCCCGCGAAUGCCCUUGACACCCUGAGCGUCUUCCUUUCCUCGGUCCUGGGCAAGCGAUAUCCCCACCCGAGCUCAGAUAUCAUCUCCGUGCUGGCGGGCCUUGAUCAAGUAGACACGGUCUUUACAGAUUGUGUCGGUGCUCUCGAUGGACUUAUUCGAAAUGGGCAGACUUUGGAGGUACGGCACAAGGCGGUUGAGGUUCUCCUUGCGACUACCGCGGGGGCUUACCAGACGACGCUGCUUACGUAUAUGAUUCAAAGAGACUUGUUCCCGUCUAUAAUCAAGUUUAUACAAGAUACGGACAUGCCGGGCCAAAUACUCGAACCAUUUACACUAAUUGGUCUCUUGUCUAAUUACAACAAGUUCGAGUUUCGGAAUCCAUACCAGAUGCGCCUAAGCGACUUUGUCAACGAGUCGACCAUCCAGAAGAUCAUCCGCUGCAUUGGAUAUACGUGCCAGGUAGUGCGGGCCGAGUACGUGGAUGUCCAAGAUGAUCUCCCCGAGGGCUGGACUCUCUCAAGGACGCUGAACAUGAUUGGACUUGGGUUCAUCAUACCUGGUCCGAAACCGGAGAAGAAGCCCGUAUAUGAUGCUGAAACUACCAAACAGAUGUUUACCAAACUCCCGGGAGAUAAUGCUGCCAUUCUACUAUCAACGUAUGACUUUGCACAUGCGAACAAACUAUUCUGUGCCAACCUGGUCGCCGUCCCUGCGGUGGAGGGUGAAGAACAGCCCUUUGCCAGCUACCUCUCCUUAACUUCAUACUUCUUACAACACGCGCAUCUUUCACAAAGGGCGUCCGACUACGCCCAUAUGAACCUCAUGGUGCUACGACAACUAAUAGAAGACCCUGCUAUCUGCAAAAGAAUUUGUGCCGAAGGGUCGGCAACACCCGUGCGCCUCUGUCGCCAUCGUCAGCCAUAUCUUCCCCUUGUCAAGGGAGACAGGGUGCUGGCAGCUUGCCUGUUGGACGUAAUGGUUGAUGCUAUCAACCACAAUCUCAGGAAGCGCCUGGACGUGAGAAUGUAUACCCUCUGCGUGGGGAUUCUGUUGCGCGUCAUCUCUCACCUUUCGAGGUCGAGGACGCGGCUCAAGUAUCACUGGCCAGAAUUAUUUCGCUCGCUGUUAUCCUUGAUCCGAUUCCUGAGCCAGUACAAUGCUGACCUCAAGGAUCUGCCGCGGAUUGACACGUUGCUGGACCAUGUGGUAAAUCUGGUGGCUCUGUCAUUAUCUGCAGGAGAGGCAUUCCUGCCAACCCCAGCUGCCUACGACGACCUCUUCUACAAGGUGGUGGAGUCCGGCGAGACCCUGACAAAGUUCAAGGAGAACUACCGCCUCUCAAACCGCCACACCAACUCCAUCGACACACUGAUCAACGUGAGCGCCCAUUACAAGCAGAUGCUCGCGGAGGGGAAGAAACGGCCGAGCAGCUUAACGCCUCAGCAAGUGACGGAGGUGAUCAAGCAGGGCUACGAGACGCUGAGUAUCCAGGCAAAGGAGGGCUUGGACUCGUGGGAAAAGUUCCGCGAGGCUGAUGAAAGGAUCGUCUUGAAGACGAUGGCGAGGUCAACUGUACACGAUGCCCGUGCCAUGGUGGAGCGGUAA